UAUGAAUACGUCAUACGAGUGACAGCAUUUCCACUUUGUAUGUAACAUGUUGUAUUAAAUUGUAUUUUAGUGGUGGUAAAUUGAAGAAAAAUGAAGUCCAGAUUUAGUACUUUGGAUAUCUGUGCAGUUUUGACUGAAAUCAAUGAAAAGGUUGUUGGAAUGAGGUUGGUUAACGUUUAUGACAUUGAUCAUAAAACAUAUUUGUUUAAACUUGCAAAACCCGACCACAAAGCGAUGCUAUUGGUCGAAUCAGGAAUUCGAAUUCAUUUAUCCGAAUUUGAUUGGCCCAAAAAUCCGAUGCCGUCAAACUUUUCUAUGAAGUUGCGGAAACACUUGAGGGGUCGCAGGUUGGUCUCAGCGUCACAACUUGGUAUCGAUAGAAUCGUUGAUCUUCAGUUUGGAUCGGAAGAUGCAUCGUAUCAUGUGUUUGUGGAACUUUAUGACAGGGGAAACAUUGCUUUGUCCGAUUGCAACGACGUGAUUUUGAAUUUACUUCGUUUCCGUAAAGAUCUUCAUAAACCUGAUGCUGAACAACAGGUGAGCAAUGAAAACAGCGAUGUUAAAGUAGCGGUUCAUGAACCUUACCCAAGGAACACAGCACGUCAAGUGGAACCAUUUAUUUCAAUUGAAAAGUUAAAAGAAAUUUUGCAAUCUGCGAAAAAUGGAAGUUUAGUGAAAAGAAUUCUUAACCCCCAUCUACCAUAUGGAGCAGCAUGCAUCGAACAUGCGAUAAUAAAUGCCGGGUUUUCCCCGGAUGUGAAACUAGGAGGGGAAUUCCAGUUUGAACGAGAUUGUGAAAAGCUUCACGAAUCACUAAAAUCCUGUGAAGAAAUGAUGCAAACAGCCAAGUCAUUGCAAUGCAAGGGAUACAUCGUGCAAAAGAUUGAAACGAAAUCCGACGGCGAAUUAAAAACUAACGUUGAGUUUCAUCCGUUCGUGUUCAAUCAACAUAAACAUAGAAAUCUUCAAGAAUUUGAAUCCUUUAAUAAAGCUGUAGACGAAUUCUUUGGUUCGUUGGAAUCGCAAAAGAACGACAUGAAAUCGUUACAGCGAGAACGCGCGGCCAUGCGUAAAUUGGAGAACGUUCGUAAAGAUCACGAGUCGCGCUUGAGUGGUUUGCGAUCAGAACAAGAAUCGGACGAAAUGAAAGCCGCGCUCAUUGAAACCAACCUACAUUUGGUUGAUCAAUCAAUUCUCGUCGUACGAAGCGCGAUCGCAAACCAAGUCGAUUGGGAUGAGAUUAAGUUGCUGGUGAAGGAAGCACAGGGGAGGGGGGAUCCGGUGGCUUCUUGUAUCAAAACAUUGAAGCUGGAAACCAACUCAAUGGUUAUGGCUCUAAGGUCACAUGAUGAUGAUGAUCAGAAACCAACGAAGAUCGAAAUCGAUUUGUCGUUAUCGGCGUACGCGAACGCUCGUAAAUAUUAUGGUCGAAAACGAAACGCGGCGAAGAAAGAACAAAAGACGAUUGAUGCUUCAACAAAGGCAUUCAAAUCUGCUGAAAAGAAAACGAAACAAACCUUGAAGGAAGCUGCAGCUGUGAGAAAUAUCCUCAAAGCAAGGAAAGUUUAUUGGUUCGAGAAGUUUCUUUGGUUUAUUUCAUCAGAAAAUUACCUCGUUAUUGGAGGGAGGGAAGCCCAACAGAAUGAAGUUCUCGUCAAGAAAUAUUUAAACCAAGGGGAUAUUUACGUCCAUGCUGAUCUACACGGAGCUACAAGCUGUAUCAUCAAGAACCCGUCAGGCCAACCCAUCCCCCCGAAGACACUGAACGAAGCGGGCACGAUGGCCACAUGCCACAGCGCUGCCUGGGACGCCAAAGUCGUCACAAGUGCGUGGUGGGUUCACCAUGAUCAAGUGUCCAAGACUGCCCCCAGUGGUGAAUACCUCACAACAGGAAGCUUUCUUAUAAGAGGAAAGAAGAAUUAUCUUCCACCCUCCUAUCUUGUGUAUGGGUUCGGGUUCCUAUUUAAAGUUGACGAGACUUGUGUUUGGAAACAUAAAGGGGAACGCCGAGUUCGAACAAACGACGAUGAAACGUCAACAGUUGCUGAAAUUGGAGAAGAAAAUGUUUUAUUGGAUAACGAUGAUGAAGAAGUUGACAACGACGAUCGGCAAGUUGACAACGACGAUCGACAAGUUGACAACGACGAUCGACAAGUUGACGGCGUCGAUCAUAAAGAUGACGACGAUGAUCAGAAAGCUGAGUGCGACGAUCGACAAGUUGACCCCGGGGAUCGACAAGUUGACGGCGAUGAUCAUAAAGAUGACGACGAUGAUCAGAAAGUUGAGUGCGACGAUCGACAAGUUGACGGCGACGAUCAGCAAGUUGACGGCGACGAUCGGCAAGUUGACGGCGACGAUCGCAAAGAUUCCAACGACGAUCGGCAAGUUGACGGCAACGAUCGACAAGUUGACGACGACGAUCGACAAGUUGACGACGACGAUCAACAAGUAGACGACGGUGAUCGGAAAGUUGACGGCGUCGACCAGCAAGUUGACGGCGACGAUCGCAAAGAUUCCGACAGCGACUUUGCGUACCCGGACACGGUUGUGAAACUAAGUUAUGACAUCAACAACAAAUAUCAACUUGAUUCAGUUCCACAAAAAAAUGAAAUGGAUGAUUUCGUUUACCUUGGAGAUGAUACCCCGGUUCCUGUUGUUCGUAGCAAAGCAACCAGCGAUAGUAAGCAACGAAUUUCAGCCAAACAAAGGAGAGAACAAAAGAAAAAAGGCAAAAAAGAAGAGAAUCAACAAGUUGUUGAAAGUAAAAAUCAACAGAAGGAAGUUGGAAAUCAACAAACAAGUAAACGAGGACAAAAGAAAAAGUUGAAGAAAAUUCGUGAGAAAUAUAAAGAUCAGGAUGAGGAAGAACGGCAGUUAAAGAUGGAGCUGCUGCAGUCGGCCAAGUCCCCGAAGCCAAAGAAGGAGAAAAACAAAGUUGAAGUGAAACCAAAAAAGAAAGCUCCAACUCCACAACCCGAGGCUCCACUUCAUACAAACCAAGAUAUCAAAGAUGACAUCACAAAGGAGGACGACCCUGGUUCGGAUGAGGAGCGACACCAAGUGUUGAAAGCUGAACACCUGACGAUGGAUCCCGUUGAUGACAUCAUCGAUACUUUGACGGGUUGCCCGGCAGCUGAUGACAUCAUAAUGUUCGCAAUACCCGUGUGUGCUCCGUACAACGCAAUGUUGAAUUACAAAUUCAAAGUUAAACUGACACCCGGUGGUGGAAAGAAGGGGAAAGGGGCAAAGUUAGCGAUGAAUAUGUUCCAGUUAUCGCGGGAUACAACACAGCAUGAGAAGGAUCAUCUGCGUAGUGUUAAGGAUCAUGAUCUAUCCCGGAACAUGCCGGGCAAAGUGAAAGUAUCGGCACCAAACAUACAAAAACAAAAGUUCAAGGGAAAGCGAAGAUAAUACGAUGUCGGUAUUCACAUGUUUAAUUAAACUUCAAUAUUCAUGUUGCCAGUUUAAAUUUCUAUUGAUGUAAUUCCUUGGUGAAUAUAUGCAGCUGUGAACACUGCAGUGGAAGAAUAAUUUGUUGAGUUGUGAGCGAAUAAACGGUUCCAAUGUGA
This is a messenger RNA of Ciona intestinalis (vase tunicate), 3569 nucleotides long. NCBI's taxonomy places the organism in Eukaryota, Metazoa, Chordata, Ascidiacea, Phlebobranchia, Cionidae. The record is from RefSeq and is a predicted model, not a curated record.